UUACCUCACGAUUUGAACAUGCUAUAUCUACACACCUUUCAGCCUCACUACCAUUAUAAUAAAAGUGUUUGACAUGAGAGAGGAUAUACUGUUAUCAAUGAAUCAAAAUAAUCCAAUUUUUAUCUAAACUUGAUAACCAUAUUAUAUUAACGGUGCUUUUCUAAAAAUAUGAGUUUAAUUAAAAUAGUGUAUGUAUUAGGUGAUGUAGAAGCAGAAUAGAACAUACUGUGGAAACUAACUUUAGUAUUUUCAAAAUGUUAGGUAAAAAAGUGGACUUCAAAUGUUUCAUAAUUUUUCUAAUGGGUAUUACCAUAUUGGUAUGUGUAUAUCAACAAGAUAGUAUAUUUUCCCGAACUGAAAUUAUCGAAAACAUUAGUGGAGAAGAACUAAAAUUGACAGCAGAGGCAACUUCCAAUGGAGGAGUAUUUACGAUAAACACCCCUGGUUGUACAAUUCCAUACCUGCAUCCUUAUGAUAAAAGUAUUUUAGAUUACGUAGAGCAGCCAGGAAAAUAUGUUUGUAAUAAUGGUACUCCAGCAUUAUUUGAAACAGACAUGGAAUCUAUAAAAAUUAUAGAGAAAUCAUUAUCCUUCUAUAACAUAACCAAUAUAAAUGAUCUGAAAUGUUGCUACAAAGCAUUCUGGAGAGAGGAUCCUCACACUAUGGCAGACAAGAAAAUAAGCUACAGUAAUAGUUGUGAAACAUUUGUUAAUAAAACUGACAUAAAAGAAGAGUUUAUAAAAGUAACUUGCAACUACAAGAACCGUUUGAUUUAUACUGAUGUGUUUGCUUCUGUUCCCGUAAAGAACUUCACGGAUAAAGUAAAAGAAGAUCAAGACAAAAACGGGUCCCCUUUAAAUAUUUUAGUACUCGGCUUAGAUGCUAUUUCAAGAUUAAAUUUUCAGAGGCAGAUGCCAAAGACAUUAAAUUAUUUGAGACAACUUGGGGCGGUUGAAAUGUUGGGAUAUAAUAAAGUUGAUGAUAAUACGUUUCCCAAUGUAAUUCCAGCAUUAACGGGAAAGUUUGUAAAGGAAAUUCAGAAGCCAAAGGGUUGCUGGCCAAAUAAAAAUCAUCACUUUGAUGAUUGUCCGUUCAUUUGGAAGAGCUAUAAACAAAAAGGAUACGUAACAGCUUUUGAUGAAGAUUCAUCAUGGAUGGGUAUAUUUAAUCUUUUAAAAUACGGUUUUCAAAAACAGCCAACAGAUUAUAGCUUUAACUAUUUCGAUAGGGAGGCUAUAAAAUUAUUAGGAAAUACCAACGUUGGAACUGUUGCAAUUUGUCAAGGAGCAAGGUGGAUAUAUAAAGUUCAUAUAGAUUACUUGACCCAGUUCGUUCGAACAAUGGAAGAUAACUCACUAAAGUAUUUCGGUUUCUUCUGGGAGAACAGCAUCUCUCAUGAUGAUCUAAAUUUACCUAGGCUAGCUGAUGAUGAUUAUUAUUCUAUGUUGAAAUCUUUUGAGGAGCACGAUUAUCUUAAUAAUACAAUUCUCUUCGUUAUGAGCGAUCAUGGAAUAAGAACUGGUAAAAUUAGAACUACAUUCCAAGGAAUGAUGGAAGAAAGAUUACCUUUACUAUUUGUAUAUCUUCCAGAUUGGUACAAACAAAGAUACCAUCAUGAAUAUAGUAAUUUACUACAAAAUUCUUUACGUUUGACAACACCUUUUGAUUUACACGAGACCCUUGUUCAUUUAUUAGAUAUAGAAAAUAGCGAUACUGAAGAUAAUAGUACCGAUAAGGCUAGAGGUAUAAGUUUACUUAAAAAAAUUAGUGAAUAUAGAAGUUGUGAAGAUAUAGGCAUUGUAAGUCACUGGUGUACAUGCCAAAAAAGUGUAGAAGUUGAUAUAAAGAAUCAAACUAUUAAAGAAGUAGCUGACUUUUCUGUUAAGUAUAUUAACAAGCUAUUGUCUGCUUAUUCUCAAUGUUCAAAGUUACAGUUAAAUAGUAUAGCAAGUGCAAGAGUUAUGGAACAUAGUAAAGAAAUAUUAGGAAAUUUGCAGGUGUCAGAUUACAUGUUAAGUUUCGUAACAAUUCCUGGAAAUGCUUCAUUUGAAGCAACCGUAAGAUAUUCGUCACAAUCUAAAAACUACGCUAUUGUUGGUUCAAUUAGCAGGUUAAAUUUAUAUGGCAAACAAAGUGCUUGUAUUUCAGAUUAUGAGUUAAAAUUAUACUGUUAUUGUACCUGACGAAAUAAAAUCGAUAAAAAAAUA
This is a messenger RNA of Diabrotica virgifera virgifera (western corn rootworm), 2207 nucleotides long. RefSeq lists its product as uncharacterized. NCBI's taxonomy places the organism in Eukaryota, Metazoa, Arthropoda, Insecta, Coleoptera, Chrysomelidae. The transcript is spliced from 3 exons. The record is from RefSeq and is a predicted model, not a curated record. Bases 255 to 2183 code for a protein of 642 amino acids.